AUGGGAGGAAACAAGAAAAGACAAAAGAAGCUGAAGAAUGUUCCACAAAUUCCUGGCAUUCAAGUCCCUACCUCUGUUGCUGACACUUCCUUGCUCAAGGACCUAACCCGAGGACAACAAUCCUACUUUUACAGCAUCAUGAGGAUUUAUGACUCCAGGCCCCAGUGGGAGGCCCUGCAGAGCCGCUAUAUUCAGAGGCUGGCACACCAACAGCGGCUGGGCUAUAUCACCCAGCAGGAAGCCUUGGCUUGUGGUACUCUCCUUAUAGAGUCAACCAAGAAAGCCUCAGCCAAGGUAGCAAAGCAAUGGACCGUUUCCCGGAAGUCUUCAGCCAUGACAAGAAAAUGUCUGUCAGCAAGACCCAAGUCUGCAGCUGGUCCCAGGGCCCACAGUGCACGGUGCUGA
Molecule: messenger RNA, 405 nt
Organism: Dipodomys spectabilis (banner-tailed kangaroo rat)
Lineage: Eukaryota; Metazoa; Chordata; Mammalia; Rodentia; Heteromyidae
Gene: Fam216b
Product: family with sequence similarity 216 member B
Exons: 3
Coding region: 1-405 (134 amino acids)
Source: RefSeq, a predicted model, not a curated record